Messenger RNA from Schistosoma intercalatum, 729 nucleotides. NCBI's taxonomy places the organism in Eukaryota, Metazoa, Platyhelminthes, Trematoda, Strigeidida, Schistosomatidae. The record is from the annotation of a GenBank genome assembly.
AUAAGAAAGAAAGAAAUUAAUGAUGAUGAUGAUGAUGAUGAUGAUGAUGAUGAUGAUGAUGAUGAUGAUGAUGAUGAUGAUGAUGAUGAUGAUGAUGAUGAUGAUGAUGAUGAUGAUGAUGAUGAUGAUGAUGAUGAUGAUGAUGAUGAUGAUGAUGAUGAUGAUGAUGAUGAUGAUGAUGAUGAUGAUGAUGAUGAUGAUGAUGAUGAUGAUGAUGAUGAUGAUGAUGAUGAUGAUGAUGAUGAUGAUGAUGAUGAUGAUGAUGAUGAUGAUGAUGAUGAUGAUGAUGAUGAUGAUGAUGAUGAUGAUGAUGAUGAUGAUGAUGAUGAUGAUGAUGAUGAUGAUGAUGAUGAUGAUGAUGAUGAUGAUGAUGAUGAUGAUGAUGAUGAUGAUGAUGAUGAUGAUGAUGAUGAUGAUGAUGAUGAUGAUGAUGAUGAUGAUGAUGAUGAUGAUGAUGAUGAUGAUGAUGAUGAUGAUGAUGAUGAUGAUGAUGAUGAUGAUGAUGAUGAUGAUGAUGAUGAUGAUGAUGAUGAUGAUGAUGAUGAUGAUGAUGAUGAUGAUGAUGAUGAUGAUGAUGAUGAUGAUGAUGAUGAUGAUGAUGAUGAUGAUGAUGAUGAUGAUGAUGAUGAUGAUGAUGAUGAUGAUGAUGAUGAUGAUGAUGAUCAUGAUCAUGAUAAUAAUAAUAAUCUGGAUGAUUUGUUUGGUGAUAAUGGUGAUGGACUGGUUUAA